GAGUGGAGUAUUCCAAACAAGAGGACAUGACGACAAAAACAGUUUUACAACUGCUCGAGUCAAUGAUCGCAGUACAAAAAUGACUGUUGUACAGUGACAUUUUCACACAAUCAACUUAUUUUCUACUGAGAAGAAAUGGCGGAUUUUCCUGGGAAGGUCAACACUCAGACCAGCUCACAGGAGCCUCAGAGAAGUUUUGCAAUCUCAUCAAGCGUUGACAUGGGUUUUAUCAAGAGCAUUCCUGGAAUCCUGCUUAUAGCUGAAAUCGUUGUUGGAUUAUUAGUGUGGACGCUGAUUGCCAGUACUCCCCAUUACUUGAUACCUGCUUUAGGCUGGGUGUUGUUUGUGAGCAUUACUCUGUGGCUUCUGAGCAUUGCCCUGCUGGUUAUCCUGUUGCUGAGUCUUCAUCAGCGUUUGCCCUCAGUGCCCUGGCCUUUGGUGCUGUUGGUGUUCUAUUCAGUCGCAGCUCUUUUGUAUCUCACUGCUUUUCUGGCUAAUGCUGCAACCGUUCCUGGUGGGUAUUACCAGGGUCAUCUAGGAGCCUCUGCAUUCUUUGGUAUAGUGGAGACCCUGUUAUACACAAGCAGCAGCUAUUUUGCCUAUUUGGGCUGGAGAGGUGAAGGGCAGAACGCAGCAGGGAGCACAGUGCCCGUGUAGAGCAUCUCAUCGUCCGGAUAACACUCACAUUCUCUGAAUGAGGACACUUGGAAGAGGAUUAUUACUCAGGUUAUUGCUGAAACUUAUCUUCGGUGAUGUCUGACAAUCUUAACGGUGCAAAGCGUAAUUGCUAUGGUUUAUAACAUGGACACUGUGUGUACUGAGAGUCACCAUCCUGCAUAUGCAGGGCUCAGAUUUUUUUUUAUUUUUACAUUUUUGUUUUUUAAAGAAAGAAAUGAAUUGUUCUAUGCAAAAAUGAUGCAUUUAUUUGAUCAGGAGUGACAGUGACAUUCUAUUCUAAAUAAAUGUGUCCUUAGUGAUAUCAAAAGCAUUUUAAAAAGCCUAAGCUUUCAAACAAUAUACUGUUUUUUUUGAUAAACACUGAACGACUUGAGAAAAUACGUAUUUAAGAGGUAAAGUUGUUGUCUUGGUGUAAAUCUGCACUUGAUGUAUUUGAUUGGAGCAUAAACAUAUUUGGAUAAAAUACGAUUAAAGAACCACUGUAUUUAUUUCUUCAAUGGACAUGUUCAAAUAUGUCUAUAUAUACAAAUAGUAAACAAAUAUACACAAUUUACGAAACAUUCAUCUAGUCAGAACAACACAGUCUAGAGGAGUGAAAAGGCUGAAAUGUGCACUGUAUUCAAAACAGGCUAUUUUGAGUCAUUCUGCUUCUCAGAACGUAUGAGAGCAAUCCACAACUUGACUUGACAUCAUAGUAAAAAUCUGUAUGAGAUUAUUUGCAUUGUUAUGGGUAAAUUUAUAGAUUUAUCCAAUUUUUUUGCACCUAGGGAAGCUUUCUGAAUGAAUAAAAGGGUCUUUUAAAACGUACGUCAUAUCAGGCACAUUGUAUAAUACUUUGUAUUGAAAAGCCCUUUAUGGUUGUCAAGCGAAAGUCGUCUUUUCGUAUACAAUUAUAUAUAAAAUGGUGGGGUCCUUAAUAUGUAAUAAAGUAGCAGCUUUACAUGCUUAUCACCGUAUUCUACUUUUUGUUGCUCUUUAGGCCAAUAAGACAUGAAUAUUGAGUCCGUCAUAAGAAUACUGCAAGAAGAAUCAUACCGGAUAAGCUGACAGUUCACCUGACUGUGACGUUUAAACAUUAACCUUAAACCAAACACAGAUUCCCUUAGGAGAGGUUACCAUAACAUGACUGUUUGUUUUGGGAUGCAUCAGAAAGGCUUGUUCAAUAAAUAUUCAUCUUUUUGUAAA
Molecule: messenger RNA, 1863 nt
Organism: Danio aesculapii
Lineage: Eukaryota; Metazoa; Chordata; Actinopteri; Cypriniformes; Danionidae
Gene: pllp
Product: plasmolipin
Exons: 5
Coding region: 136-657 (173 amino acids)
Biological process (GO): myelination
Cellular component (GO): membrane
Molecular function (GO): structural constituent of myelin sheath
Source: RefSeq, a predicted model, not a curated record